This is a messenger RNA of Scylla paramamosain (green mud crab), 2321 nucleotides long. RefSeq names its product glycoprotein-N-acetylgalactosamine 3-beta-galactosyltransferase 1-like. Bases 343 to 1464 code for a protein of 373 amino acids. Gene Ontology annotation, cellular component: membrane. The transcript has 10 exons. Lineage: Eukaryota; Metazoa; Arthropoda; Malacostraca; Decapoda; Portunidae. Gene Ontology annotation, molecular function: N-acetylgalactosaminide beta-1,3-galactosyltransferase activity. The record is from RefSeq and is a predicted model, not a curated record.
GAGACCCAUCACCGCCACACGCCACCAGUGCUCGUCGAUGUCUGUAGGAGCACAGCUGGGCUAGGCGGGCUGAUAGCUACGUAUUUCACUGUGCUACAUUUACCGCACGAAUACAACCAUUUAUUGCGGAAUCUACCACUAUUUGAGUAACGCAGCUUUGUCACCAUGACUUGUUUCUGUCCUGAGUGCCACGGGAAUGUGCUGGUCCCGGAAUAAAAACUUAAUAUAGAACACUCGUGAGCUUGAAGCAAAUCUCGCGUUGAUAAGAAGACUGUUGCCGGUGCUGGUGCUGCCCCCUGUAUUGCGCUGUACCUGCCCAUCAAGCCACACACUGCCAGGAGGAUGGGGACUCUUAAUUAUAGGAUCGCGCCAUCAGCCUUCAGGCUCCCGCUGAUGCUGGCGACGUCUAUGCUGCUCGGGGGUUUCAUAGCCUUCGUCACCUUAAUACCUCCCUCACCUGACUUCCCCAGGAGGUACAGGGAGCCACUGAGACACGAAGAGAUGGAAGAAAUGGAGGAGAUGAUUCCCGAUUCUCCUUUAUCAGGCCACGACCCGCACGAGAUUCACCAUAUAGGCGAGGGAGUGGAGGCAGCGCGUCUGUACAAAAAAGUGCGUGUGGUGUGCUGGAUUAUGACGCGCCCGGAGACUCACAAGAAGAAGGCCAUGCAUGUCAAGGCCACGUGGGGGAAGCGGUGCAACAAACUGAUCUUCAUGAGUUCCCAGAAUGACACUGAACUGGGAGCGAUCGACCUGGGUGUGGGUGACGGGCGUGACCACCUCUGGGGGAAGACCAAGGCAGCCUUCAAGUAUUUGUACGACCAUCACCUCAACGACUACGACUGGUUCUUCAAGGCGGACGACGACACGUACACGAUUAUGGAGAAUAUGAGGUACAUGCUGUCCACCUAUGAUCCCUCCUUGCCUAUCUACUUCGGCUCCCGUUUCAAGAAGUUCACCAGGCAGGGAUACAUGAGCGGAGGAGGUGGAUACGUGCUGAGUCGAGAGGCCCUCAAGAUAUUUGUGGAGGUAGCGCUGACUGAUCCGAAGAAAUGCAAGGUGUCGUCACACACGGGAGCUGAGGAUGCAGAGAUGGGCAAGUGCUUAGCUAACGUGAACGUGAUGGCGGGGGACUCAAGGGACAGUCUUGGGCGUGGGCGCUUCUUCCCCUUCACACCCUCUACUCAUCUCAUGGGUGGCGUUCCAGAUUGGUAUCUAGAUUAUGUCUACUAUAAACCUGACACGGGUCUGGAGUGCUGCUCGGACACCGCCGUCACCUUCCACUACGUCGACACCAACAAAAUGUACAUGCUGGAGUAUCUGGUGUACCAUUUGAGACCCUACGGCAUUGCGCGCCACGACCCCUUCCCCGCGCCUCUCCCGCCUGACCGCAGGAGUGUGCCCAAGAAGGUUCUGGAGAAGAUGAACGAGACCAGUGUGAUUGUCAUGACUGAAGGGAAGGCGUAGUACGGGAGUCUGCUGCGAAAAGGUGCACUAGUCAACCCGCCACACCUAUGGACGCUGAUUGGGUUGUCUUUACCUUCUGAUUUAUCCUCUUGUCCUCUUUUAUUCAUGGUUGUUAAUGUUAAGCCCAUCAAUUUGUACCUGUUUUUCUUUCAUCUUUCCUUUUAUUUUUUGUGCAGCUGUGUGUGUUCCUUACGGCAGCACAACCUGUAUUGGAACUUUUCAUCUUUAAAGUUACCAGGUAUCCACUCUGAUUUCAAUGCAGCUCCGUGUAUAGGUGAAAAAUCCAUUAAACCUGCAAUAAUUCGAUGUGUAAAAGGUCUGCAGUCAGUUUUCUCUAUUCUGAACACAAGCAAUAAUCAUGUAUUUGAAGUACAGUUUGAAUGCAAUUGCGUGUUAAGAUAAUCCUGAUGAAUAACACCAAACUUGGAACUAUUCAAUAAGCGCUCGAUAUACCCUGCUUUCUACCGCGUCUUGCCCCCUCAAUGAUCCGCAGUGAAGGCAGCUUGGUGAGGGGAAGUGAAGGACACGGUAGAUGGGAAGCCGGAAGAUAUAGACUACCCUUAUUGCCUUAUGGUUAAUCUCUAUAAUAGCUGUCUUCCUGUCGCGGUUGCCAUGGUGAUGAACGUCAGUGCCUCGAGUAAGUAACAAGGUUUUUAUUCUUGUUUAGUCAUUUUGAUGUGAUAUACAACGUUCGGAAGCUACACAAAGCACCGAUGUUGUUGAUGUGUUGAGGAAUGUGUGAGUGAGAUCUCAGUUGAUUUUAAUUGUGAUUUGUGGUGUAUUUAAGAUUGCGCAUGUCUGUGUGUGUGUAUAUAUAACUUUUUUUUUUUUUGACAAGAAAGAUGAAAGCUACAUUU